Bipolaris oryzae ATCC 44560 is the source of this 1551-nucleotide messenger RNA. RefSeq lists its product as uncharacterized. The record is from RefSeq and is a predicted model, not a curated record. NCBI's taxonomy places the organism in Eukaryota, Fungi, Ascomycota, Dothideomycetes, Pleosporales, Pleosporaceae. The coding region runs from base 1 to 1551 and encodes 516 amino acids. The transcript has a single exon.
AUGUUUACCGGAGUGACACCGGAGUCGCUCAUUCCUCGCUCAGACUCGCGAAAUCCGGCGACCACGUGCAAAGGCCUUACACAAUCUGGGCGACCAUGCAAACGGCCUAUUGACGCAAAGGAGCCGGAAGGCGACGGUGUUCUCGCCGUGACGUCUGUUGCUGGCGAUGACAGCGGGGAGGAGAUUGGCGCAGCGGCGUAUUUUUGCUGGCAGCACAAAGACCAGGCGGAAACGUUGGCAGCGAAAGAAUCGACAGGACCAGCAACGGAAUUAUACCCGCUGAAAGAGAGGACCAGCAUUGAUACACUGGUGCAACGGCUGGGUGUUCUGGAUGUUGACGAGCCGAAUGAAGCUGCUCCACGCAAGAGGAGGAGCAGUGGCCAUAGAAGGAGAUCUGGGUCUCGACCACCCAGGCGAAUCAACCGGCCGCCGACGUGGGAUGCUGUCCAGGGCCCAUUAAUGUCUGUACCCAGCGAUGUAAUGGCAGACCGAAAACGAAGAGACCGGCCCUCGAAAUCAGCGCCACCAGUGAAAAAGCUCGGCUUCUGGGCAUCGUUAUGCUGUGGAUCUGCAGAUGAGGAGAUUCCAGAACCCACACGACACAAGAAGAAGACAGAGCAACCGCCGCCAGCAGAACCGGCUCAAACAGAAACACCCAUGCAAGAUAUCCCACAGCCAACAUCACAACCACCACAACCACCACGAGUACAAGGCCAGUCUCGAAAAAGCAGUAGCCAACACUCGCGACCCUCUAGCUCUCGCAAACCUCUCUCUGAGAAACCAUCCCGCCCCGUCAAUAAGACGAAUCCCAGCUCUGACUCCGAAACCGCCGCACUCCUGCGCUACAUCCCCACAUCCCUCCCCCCGAAACUCGCCUCAACCCUACUAGCCGAACUCUCCAAGCCCAUCUCCUCGCACGACGAGGAUGGCUUCAUCUACAUCUUCUGGCUGACCCCCGAGGCCGCAGGCCCGGCACCCGCAUCCGCCGCCAGUAAUUUGCUGGCGCCACGCGCAGAAGGGGGGUCCCGGAGACGGACGUCAGAUGUGAUGCGGCAGUAUUCUGUCAAGGAGAAAAAGGGCGAGAAGGGCGGGGAGAAGGGAGAGAAGGGAAGCAAAGGCACAAUCUUGCUCAAGAUAGGCAGGGCGAAUAAUGUGCAUCGGCGGAUGAAUGAGUGGACCAGACAAUGCGGCUAUAGUCUUUCGCUUGUGCGGUACUAUCCGCAUGUUUCGUCUGCGACGCCAUCGCCUGCGGGGUCGAGGCAGCCGUCGCAUCAGGGGCGGGAGUCAUCGGGCGGUAGUGGUGCUGAUAGUAAAUUGCAAGUUGGGGGUGACGGGGCGGCGGCAGCAGGAGUGCGCAAGGUACCGUAUGCGCAUCGGGUGGAGCGCAUGAUUCAUCUAGAAUUGGGGGAGCAACGGGUGAUUAAGCAGUGUGAGGCUUGCGGCAAGAGCCACAAGGAGUGGUUUGAGGUCGAGGCGACGAGGGAUGGGAUUAAGAAGGUGGAUGAGGUUGUGAAGAGGUGGGUUGAGUGGGCGGAGAAGAGAAAUGAAUGA